AUGGCUCAACUAUAUGUGAAAUCCUUCACUCACUUGAAGGACCGUCCAAACGCAGACCAGGCCCUGGCAAUGCUGCAACGUGUCGCAUCGUUGGUUAAACCGAUAAUGCGCAAGCACGGAUGGAUACUGCCCGUGCUGUCCGAGUUCUUCCCAGAGAGCCCAAACCUUCUUGAUGUUAACGGCGGGGAGAAGAUCCUCCUGAGAUUGCGCCCUGCCUGGGCGCCCGAUACUUUCUAUGAUCUCGAAGAUGUCGUACAUACCAUGUUGCACGAACUCUCGCACAAUGUCCAUGGCCCUCACGACGAGAAAUUCUAUAAAUUCCUUUCGGGGCUGGAGGAAGAGUACGACGCACUUAAGCGUUCUGGCUAUGCAGGAGAAGGUUUCUUCUCGCCGGGACACAGAGUCGGCACUGGCGUGUCGCACGACUUGCCUCCGCAUAUCGCUCGUCAGAAAGCCCUGGAAGCAGCUGAAAGACGGCGGAAGCUGGGCACUCUGAUGAGCGGAGGCCGUCGGUUAGGCGGCGCACCGGUUCGCAGAAAUCUCUCCCCCAGGGAGCUCGCUGCUGAGGCUGCAGAGCGUAGAGCUAGAGACGAGAAAGCUUGUGGAUCGGGCGUACUAGCCCAGUGGGAGGCCCAGAAGGCUGCCAAAGAAAGCGUCGAGAGUGAGGCGAUUGAUUUAACAGGCGAUGCUUCGGAUGGGGACUCGGAUGUAAUCAUCCUGGAUCAACCUCCGUCCGAGCCACUAUCCGCUAAAGUCGUUGUGCAACAAUCAAAGGGUAAAGCCUUGGCAACGUCUAUGAAAAGUGAUAGCAAGCAUUCGAAACGCACUCCUAAUGCACAGCAAAGCGCAGUGCCAUCGGGAUCCGGUGCAGUCCCCAUUGUCGAUGGAGUCUGGUCGUGUCCCGCUUGCACGUACUUCAACGCUGCAGCGGCUUUCCGGUGCGCAAUGUGUGACACAAGUCGGCCGCAGUUUGGGUCUUCCGAAGGCUGGACUUGCAGGAUCUGUGGCGAAAUGGGGAUGCAUCAGGAGUUUUGGACCUGCCGAUUUUGCGGUACCAUGAAACCGAGUAGCUAA
Messenger RNA from Gloeophyllum trabeum ATCC 11539, 1074 nucleotides. RefSeq names its product WLM-domain-containing protein. NCBI's taxonomy places the organism in Eukaryota, Fungi, Basidiomycota, Agaricomycetes, Gloeophyllales, Gloeophyllaceae. The coding region runs from base 1 to 1074 and encodes 357 amino acids. The transcript is spliced from 4 exons. The record is from RefSeq and is a predicted model, not a curated record.